Antechinus flavipes (yellow-footed antechinus) is the source of this 4101-nucleotide messenger RNA. It is a transcript of the gene SNAP29, whose product is annotated as synaptosome associated protein 29. Bases 366 to 1139 code for a protein of 257 amino acids. The record is from RefSeq and is a predicted model, not a curated record. The transcript is spliced from 6 exons. Lineage: Eukaryota; Metazoa; Chordata; Mammalia; Dasyuromorphia; Dasyuridae. Gene Ontology annotation, cellular component: plasma membrane; SNARE complex. Gene Ontology annotation, biological process: synaptic vesicle priming; synaptic vesicle fusion to presynaptic active zone membrane; exocytosis. Gene Ontology annotation, molecular function: syntaxin binding; SNAP receptor activity.
UCCGGCUGGCCGCGCACGUGACUCGCUCUGUUGUCAAACCCGGCAGCGGGGGUCCUCGGGCGAGUCCAUCGCAGCGGGAGGGGGAGGGCGAGCGGAAACACCGCUAUUACAACCCCUGCCUGGAGGAAACGCCCCUCAGCUUCCGCGCCCGGUGGUUAGCGCCAGGGGCGUGGCUGCGCAUGCGCCCUGGACUGGAGGAGCCGUUCGAGGGCGCAGCUGGUUGAGGUGGCGGCCGCGGCGAGGACGGUGCUGAGGUCCCAAACGGCGGCUGCGGCGGCCAGAGACCGUGAGUCUUCCUUGGAAACGACUGCUCCGGACCAUCGGGCGCUUCCGAAGCCCCUCGGCUCUCCCCGGCGGCCGGCGCCAUGUCCGCCUAUUCCAAAAGUUACAAUCCCUUUGACGAGGACGCAGACGACGAGGACCUGAAGCCCGUGAAGUGGAAGGAUGCCGAGGACUUGUCCCCGAAGUCCCGGGAGCCGCUGGACCGGCAGCAGUACCUGCGGCAGGAGGUGCUGCGGCGGACCGAGGCGUCCCUGGAGAGCACCGGCCGCUCGCUGUCCUCCAUCUACGAGUCGGAGAAGGUUGGAGUCGCUUCCUCGGAGGAGCUGGUGCGUCAGCGCGGAGUGCUGCAGCGCACGGAACAGAUGGUGGACAAGAUGGAGCAGGACUUAAAGACCAGCCAGAGGCACAUCAACAAUAUCAAGAGUAUGUUCGGGGGCUUCGUCAACUACUUUAAGUCCAAGCCUGCGGACACCGCGCCUCCCCCGAAUGGCGUCGUCGACCCCCAGCCUAACACGCGGCUGAAAGAAGCCCUGGCCACGAGUAAGGAGCAAGAGGAGAAUUACCAGGCGAGCCACCCCAACCUCAGGAGGCUGCAGAGCUCGGAUGCCGUUGGUGGGACCCAUUCUGCCGUCGGUGCGGACGCCUAUCCCAGGAAUCAGCAUCUCCGACAAUAUCACCAAAAAAUCGACAGCAAUCUGGAUGAGAUGUCCAAGGGACUCGGGCGGCUCAAAGACAUCGCCCUGGGCAUGCAGACGGAAAUAGACGAACAAGACGAGCUCCUCGGCCGGCUCACGACCAAAGUCGAGAAUUUAGACAUCAACAUCAAAAGCACAGACAAGAAAGUCCGGCAGCUUUAGAGACAGAUAAGGUUUUCUGGUCUUUCGGCCCGGAAUGAUUGGAGAAAUUCUUUCCUUCCCAAGACGUUCUCCAAAACCUGGGAGAAAACCAUUUCGCUGCUUUACUGAUUUAAGUUACUGAUCGAACCGUGUCUGCAAGUGAUCCAAGAGCAUGAGGUUGCUGAAGGGUUAGUGAGCCGGGACGGACCGGAGGGAGGGCCGGUGCCCCGGACGCUUUGCUGGAAUGGACCCAAUCACCCUGGGAAACGUUGCUGAUGUGAACGCUGGAGACCUGCCGUGCUCUUCUCCCUGAGCCAUCGCCCCUCAGGGGGGCCCAGGCCCCCUCUGUCUCGUUGUUGGAGGUGGAAUCGCCUCCCGUGCCAACGCUCCAUCCGACAGCAGGACGUCCUGCAAAGGUUCCGAGACUUCUCCCCCUCGGGUGUUAGCCACCCAGCUCCCCCCUCCGCCUUCCUUCCCAGAGCAGCAGCAUCCCUGGCCGCUGGGCGCCUUCUUCCCCUGCCCCAGUGGCUUUGCCAGUGGACCCUUCUUUCAGAUCCCCCGGGGUCCUUGCUGACUGUCCGCCCACAAAUAGGAGUAGACCACCCCUCUGCCCCAGGAGGCUCUGGAGACCCCCAAGAGUGUGUGCCGUUCCCAGCAGCUCCUUUCCCAAGAACUGGACAAAAACCUUUCUUUGUGCCAUCUUCCCCUCCCCCUGCACAUUAGCUGGCUCGGGACAAAGCCUCAGGGUGUGACUUCACGUCUCUCCACAAUUACAGAGCUUUGACUAAUCCCUGUCCUCAAUCUCCUUUUGCUAGAGGAGGAUUUGAAAACGUAGGGUCUGACUCAGAGAUGAGUCCCCUGCAGGAAGGAUCCUGUCACCAGAUCGGCCUCCUGGACUUUGUCCCCACCUCCAUGGCUCGGGCUCUGCCCCGGUCCUUGUCUCUGGUGAGAAUAUCAGAGACUACACGGUGCCCCGAGACCGGGGGGCGGGGAACCCUCACACCCUGCUGAGGCAGAGGCACACCUGUGAGGGUGAGGGUGAGCAGCCCGUCCGGGAUGGGCUAGCCGACCCCUUCCAGCCCAGUCGGUUCCUUGGAACCUUGCCAUCUUAGGGAAGGAUCGCAGUCUUUCUGUCUCUCAUCUCUUUCUUUUUCUGUCUCUGUCUCUCUGUCCUCUCUCCUCUCUCUCUCUCUUUUUCUACUUUCUUUCCUUCUCUCUCUCCUUAUGUGUCUCUGUGUAGCUAUAAAACAACCCCCCCACCCCCACGUAGCGCUGAAUGCUACCAACCAUGUGUCCCAGAUGCCAGCAGAGAAUUGUGGAUCCACUUUAAUGGGCCUGACCCAGACUUGGGUCACUUCCUGAGCUUUGAGGGGGAGUGAUUAAGUAAAAGACACUAGGCUGGGAAGCAGCCGCCUCCUCACAGGGCCCGCUUUGAAGCACCUUCCUUCCUAGGAGGUUUUUUCACAAGUGAGAGUUUCCACUGCCCUUCGUGCCUGUGACACCUUCAGGUGCUCCGUGCCUUUCUGACCUUGGACAUUUUGCUUCUUUGGGCCCGAAGGCUGGGGUGCGAGCUCCCGGCUUGUUCUCUUUGGGAUGGCGGCAAGGCUGGAGAUCUCCGCCUCCGCCUGCAGCCUCCUGAUGAUGGGAGCUCGAAGGGAGAAGCAAAGGCGGCUCUGAAGGGGAAGGGAGUUAGGGCAGGCAGGACUCCCACAGCCCCCGGUUAGGGCCCUCCCUAGUCGUUCUAACCAGACUAAGCUGGAAGGACUUUGGGAGCACAGAUUCUGAGACCAUCCUCGGCCCUGAGCUUAACUCCAUUUACCGAUGCCUUUCUUAAACUUCCCCCUUGUCACCUGUUUGUCUUCCUGUGUUUCAUUCUGAAAGGGAUGGACCGUUACGUCCUGGGCUCAGAAAAGUGACCUUUAAGGGAGCCAGUCACUCCUGUCUUUCAGGGCACUGGCGAGUGCUGGAAAAGUGGGGGAGAUCCUUAAUUACAAGCGGUUCCACAUUUCCUUGCUGAAAUGUCUCCUUUUGAGGGUCCCGAAGUCUUUUGAUCAUCAGGGAAGGAGCAUGUUUUGUGGGCACUAGUCAGCUGUAGCCAGGGCAUGUCUUUGGGACAUUAUCUCACUUGGAAAGAAGCGCAAUGGGAACCUCGUUCCCGUACCUUCUGUAUACUUUGGUGGGGAAGCAUUAAGUGUUUCUCCUUAAUUCUCCAACAAGGUCUGAGCGCUUUGGCCAGAGCUGAGUCUCAGGCGCAGACCUGUUUGAGACUAGGGGGCUGACUCGGGGCCCAGCCCCGGCUGUGCUCCUUGCCUAAAGCCCAGCGGAUAGAAUCGUACGCAGGAACACAGGUGCUAACAGAAUCGCCACGGAGAGCCGACUCUCCGAGCCGACGUCCUGCCCUCCCUUCUGCCAGAGACAAAGGCUGACCCAACCCGAGAUGGCGGCCGGGCCGGCUUCUGUCUCUUGUAUCCCACUUCAUCCUCCUCGAUCGUGCUGAGGUUCUCACAAAAGCUACAAAUGCAGUGCCAGCCCGAGGAGGACCUGGGGCCUGGGAUGAGCCUGCGAACAGCCGUGGCUCAUCCUCCAUACCGCAGCUUUCCCGUUCUGGGGGUUGGGUCUCAAGGCCGCCGCCCAGCUAAUACCAAUUCUCCUCUUGAAAGAAGACUGCUGUGAACCCUCAACCAGGGCAACCCUUUCUGUACUUCCUCUGGAAAAGAACACUCGGGUGGAAGGCAAGACUGUUACACUCAGAUCAAAAGGCAGGCUCAAGGAUGCAGUUUAUCUUCAAUAAAUCUCGUUUAAUUUUGUUGAUCUGUUAUUUUAAUUAAUUAAACCAUAUCUGUUACUAAUCUCACAUUUAACAGAAAUACAAAUCCUUUCAUGGAGACUAAAAGCAAAAGGCCUUUUCUUUUAGCAAUUUUGUCUGUAAAAAUUGAAAUGUUAAAUUGAAACAUUAAAAGUGCUUACUGUACAGUGGAGGAAA